AUGGAUAACGAGUUCGCAGUUAAAUUGGUACGAAAACAAGAAUUAAACAAUAGCAACAUCAAAUCCUAUGAAAAUAAUGUUAGAAUGAGUUAUGGAUAUGAUAAUGAAAGAAAUCCACGUUAUAUUUUCAUUAUAGCUGAUAGCGAGUAUAUCUGGACACACACACUGCAAGAAUUAGAAUGGGUUACGAUAUCAUCAAUCGAUGGAGUAGCUACAAUUCGAUCAUUAUGUUCUACUGUCAUUAUUAUGUACGAUAAAACCAAUCAGACACUGGCUGAUUUCUUUGCUAGUCUGCAAGCAAUGCUUGUGCAUGAACCCAAAUUGACGUUGUCUGGGUCGGAUUUAUUACUAUCAAACAAAGGUCAUGCAGAAUCAUCAAUGAUCGAUGAGCUCAUAAAUGCAAUUAAUACAGGUGCUGUGGAUGAGGCUGAGCGUAUCGCACAAAAAGUAGCAACAUCUAAAGUCAAUGUUCAAUUUAGUUUGCUCAAUAAAAACGAUAAAGAAGAAACGAGAAAAACUGAAUCAAAGGCAGCUGAGAUUAAAAAGGAAUCUUCUGAUAAUAUUCUUGAGUUAACGCUUAGUAUUGAAUCUUUAAUGGAACAUGAUCCUUUAAUAGCGUCUAUCACUGUUAGUUCUGGCACAACACUACAAUCCUUAAAAGAACAAAUAGAAAAUCAAUCGGGUAUUAAAUCUAGUAAUCAAUAUUGGUUUGCAUUUAAACGAUAUCCGAUUCCGAAUGACUAUAUUUUCGGAUCUUCACUGCCAGUAGUUGCAAUUCAACAACAGCAGCCGUCAAUCAAUUAUAUUCGAUCUGGCGAUACACUAAUUUUGUAUAUUUCUCAAACACCUCUUUCACGCUAA
Molecule: messenger RNA, 861 nt
Organism: Rotaria socialis
Lineage: Eukaryota; Metazoa; Rotifera; Eurotatoria; Philodinida; Philodinidae
Source: the annotation of a GenBank genome assembly